AUGAUCCAGCCCGCCGACGACAACGCUUACACACCACCGAGCCCACACACCACGUUGCUCGAUGCGCUUUCGCACGUAUCUCAUCGCGACUAUAAUCAGUAUUGCGAAAAUUGGCAAGCCGAUGGAGAGCUCGACGUUGCCAACGAACCCGACGAUGGUUGCGGUAUUUGGCAAGCAAAGUACACGGAUUUACACGAACGACGACUGGAACAAUUGGAACGGCUCAAAGCGGGUGAUUUCAAGAGUUUUGUUCACGAGGAUCCACCGACCUAUGUGUCGUACGUCUGCAAAGAAGAUCCUAGGCACCGUGGAAGUCACGGAUGCGGCGGACUCGCUGAUCGUAUGACAGGCAUGAUUUCCACGUUCUUUUACGCGUUAUUGACGAAUCGGGCUUACUUGGCUUAUUGGGAGCCGACGAAUCCUUUACCCCUGGAAGAAGUGUUUGAACGACCUCACAUCGAUUGGCGCUUUAAUCCCGAAGAAAUGCGCACCUUGUUCGAUCGGCAGAAUCAGUCCAUGUUGAGCUAUAAAUCGAUCAAUACGCUGAAUGUCAAAUGGGGAGCCAUUGGCCGACUCAUGUUUCCCAACGGGGCCAACCAAGAUUUUAAGCAGCUUUGGAACGCUUCCUAUGUUGAAAUGCAGUCCAACCGAGGUUACAUUGUUCGUACUUUCCAAGAAUCCGAUCGCUACCCGCAAAUGUUGGCCGACAUGGGUUUGACCAAAGAAAACACGUUCCGAUGUCUGUCCGAUUAUCUGUUCCGACCGACCGUUGGAUCCCGCCAGUUUAUUCAAGCUUACAGACAGCUCUUCCAAAUGGACAGUGUACUUAGUAUCGGUUUGCAGAUUCGUACCGAUGAUAGCGCCAUGGUGAAUCCAGACAACGAUACCAACACGUUGGAAAAGUGGGAUUACUUCUUCCACUGUGCCAAUGAACUAAGAGAAGCCAAACGGUUGCCCCAGCAUAAACAUGUGGUCUAUUUCUUGAUCACCGACUCGGUGAAACUGCGAGACGAGUUUAUCACACUGAAUACCGAUGAAUCGUUGGCACGUCGUUUCUUGGGCGAAGCGUUCAACGAGACCACGGCAGUGAUUACGGGUUUGCCCAUUAGUCAUGUGGAAGCCAAGACGGUGGCAACCAAGUAUCGAAAGGACGUUGCUUUGGACAAUAGUCACCAAGAAUUGCUGGAUGGCGUGAAUGGCGCCAUCAUUGAAAAUUGGCUCCUCAGUUACACCGAUUACCGUUUAAUUAGUCGACAAGGGUUUGGCAAACUCGCUGCGUUUCACUCACAAUCUGCACGCACCACCAUUGGUCUUCCCAAGGUAAACAAACAUGCGCGCAUUGACUGUUCCAAUCCCCAUUCAUUCAUCACUUUUGAUACCUUGAGUACGUGGUGGAGUCUUGGUUAA
Messenger RNA from Radiomyces spectabilis, 1407 nucleotides. RefSeq lists its product as uncharacterized. The coding region runs from base 1 to 1407 and encodes 468 amino acids. The transcript has 5 exons. Lineage: Eukaryota; Fungi; Mucoromycota; Mucoromycetes; Mucorales; Radiomycetaceae. The record is from RefSeq and is a predicted model, not a curated record.